Messenger RNA from Drosophila mojavensis, 1128 nucleotides. Its product is annotated as 28 kDa heat- and acid-stable phosphoprotein. The transcript has 2 exons. Gene Ontology annotation, cellular component: cytosol. Gene Ontology annotation, molecular function: RNA binding. The coding region runs from base 169 to 828 and encodes 219 amino acids. NCBI's taxonomy places the organism in Eukaryota, Metazoa, Arthropoda, Insecta, Diptera, Drosophilidae. The record is from RefSeq and is a predicted model, not a curated record.
AUAUACAACCGAUAAUAGAUUAUAAUUAAUCGAUGCUAACCAACGUAACAGACAUUUUGAUUGUCCAUCACCAACCAGCUGUUAGCGUCGCAAAUCGAUAAUCGAUAAGUAGACAUUGAAUACAGACGAUAAAUAAAAGCAAUAGUAUAGAGCCAGCCGCAGGUCGUCAUGCCACGAGGAAAAUACGUUAACCACAAAGGCCGCAGCCGCCACUUCACAUCACCCGAGGAACUGCAGCAGGAGUCCGAGGAUGAAAGUGAACAAUCGACUGGCAGCGAUGAUGAAGGAGAGCAGACGGGAGGAGCCGCCGGCGCCGGCUCAUCCAAACAGUCGGCUGCAUCAGGUGCAGCACGCAAACCGGCGAGGACCGCACAGCGACAAAAGCACCAGCAGCAACGACAGCAGCGCAGCUCCUCCGACGAGGAGUCCGAUGACGAUGACAGUGAUGAUGAUUCGGAGACAGAAGUACGGGAUGCCAAGAAGGGUGUGGCCGCGCUUAUCGAAAUCGAGAAUCCCAACCGUGUGACCAAAAAGGCCACCCAAAAGCUCUCCCAGAUCAAGAUCGACGAUGGAGGCAGCAGUGCAACUGGCAGUGGCUCAUCUUCAUCACACAAGCCGGAGCUGUCGCGUCGCGAACGUGAACAGAUUGAAAAACAGAAGGCGCGCCAGCGUUACGAGAAGCUCCAUGCUGCCGGCAAGACCACCGAGGCGAAGGCGGAUCUCGCACGGCUGGCGCUCAUCCGUCAGCAGCGAGAGGAGGCGGCCGCCAAGCGGGAAGCUGAAAAGAAAUCUGUCGCCGAUCUGGCCAAGAAGCCACUCUCCAAAUAGUCUAGACGCUCCACAUGACAGCGGGUUUAUGGCAAUCGCAUUCAAAUAACAAAAAUAGUUCGAAUUUCGCAUAAACAAGCAAAUCACUAAAUCAAGCAGCAGAAAAACUAAACUAUUGUAAUUGUACGAUUUCUAAAUAUCAAAAUCAUUUUAACGGCAACAAGUAAUACCAACAUAUAAAUUGAUAUGUAUGUAUAUGUAUAAAACAAACGUAACUGCACCACAUGAUGUCAUAUUCUCCAAUGAUUUGUUUUCAAUCUUCUCUUAAUUCAAAUAUACAUAUACAACAAAAUUUACAAA